AUGGAGACCUCGGUUACAACAGAAGCUCAAGCCCUAUUCGAUUAUGACAGGCAACAUUUUGAUGAGUUGUCCUUUAAAACUGGCGAUAUGAUCAAAGUACUAAAGGAAAUUGAAGGUGGAUGGUGGCAUGGUGAAUUAAACGGCACACAGGGGUGGUUUCCCAGCAACUAUGUUCGGAAAAUGCGCUUACUCCUAGUUCCAAGCUCCAGGGCCACGGACACUAGCCACCUCUUAAGCUUCCAACAAGAGAUUGUACAACAUAUUCUUGAGGGUGAAUCUAAACAAAUCGCUGAUCUAAAUCUACUUACGCGCAUCUUAAAGCCAAAUGUCGAAGUGCUGUCCAAAUUCCCAUUCAUGUCAAAGUUGUCAAUAUUUGUGGAUAAGUUGGCACAAAUAAUUCGUUUGCACGAGUCCAUUGCAAGAAUACUGGAGAAAAUGAAACCGUUGUCGCGGCCAAAAUUCGUCGGGAAAUUGUUUCUAGACGUUGCUAAGAAUAUGGAUCAGUUAGCAGGUGAAUAUGCUCGUUCCUGUGCAUACAUUGAAUAUGGCCUGCAGGAGAGCAGCACAACGAUUCCCGUUGCUGUCGGUGCGGCUGGUCAAGAUUUAUACUCUGCGAAGACUAAAUCCCUCUUCGCAAGUGUGCAUGACCGCCUCUCACGAUAUCCCAUUUUGCUGAAGGAAACUGAGCGUUAUUACGAGGAUCCUCAUCCUGAUAGAGCAGCAAUCUGCAAAGCAAUGCAAGUCUAUUCAGAGAUUUUGGACCGUUGUAAUCUGCUUCGCAAUUUACGGGAAGUGGACAUUGAGGUGCUUUCGUCAGAAAUUCGUGGCCUUCCCGAUCAGUCGCGACUCCAAAUCAAUGAUCCUACGUUGACCCUGAAAGCAAGCAUUUGCACCGAUGACACUGAUGGUCACUUCGUUAUUGAUCCCUCUAAACCCCAAGCUGUUCUCCUCCUCUACCCCAACUUUAUUAUCAUCCUCUCUGUUGUCGCUCCGUGGAUCUAUCAGUUUCGUAUGCACGUCCCCAUCACAAACAUCACAGUGACAGCAAUGCAGGAAAACGAAAACGUUAUCAGUAUCAAGAUUGUAGGUGGCAGUUCACCUCCUGAGGAACACACUCUCCACCUCUGGUGCACUGGCGUUUGCACUCGUGAUCUCUUUUACUCCACGAUCACGGAAUUCAUUCGAAACUCGAAGGUUAAAAGGCUAACGACUCUUGUUUUUAUCUGCCGUGUCGUCUGGGUAAUGGCCUUGGUAAUGCCACAUCGUUUCUGCCUCAAGCUUCAAAAUGUACGCCUUCCGUGUCUGAACCCAAAUGCCCUGCAGAACGUGGCCCAAAUCCGGGCUUUGCUCACCGCCUUGGUGAGAGAGUUCAGACGACACUGGGUGUUCCCCAGGAGCGCCUCAUCACACAGCGGUGUUAUUCAGGGAACCCCUUCGACGGUAGAUGGUGUCAUUCUUCGUCAGCGCAGUGCUACGCGGGCCACGAAACCGAGCGGACCGGGAUUGCUACGUCGUCGAUCUGCAGGCGGGGCUACGGACGAGAGUGGUGACGCUGGCUUUGGUGCCGGUGCGGCUGCGCCGCACCUCUUUGCAUUGCGCUCCUCCCACUCUGGUCCAAUUUGCGGCCCUACUGCAGAAGGGGAGGCGGAGGCCCUGGACGAGGCGCCUACGUCCUCCACUUCGCCGCCACCACCACCACCACCGCCUCGUACCAACACCAUCGCUGUUACUGAUCUCACCAACCUUCCCGGAUGUCGGUUUCUGUCGCAUGAAGUGCGAAGUCGACCCCUCGUCAAGUGGCCUGAGGAUAUCCUUACUAUGCCAAAACGUCAAGAAGCCGCACAUUCGAGCGCCUUCAACAAUUCUCAAAGAGGCCUUCAAACCCAACAGGAUGAUAGCCUAACCCAUCUUCGUCUCGAUUGCACUCCACUCCAGUCUCACUGUUCUCUAAUCCCUGGCAGCGGGGGAGAAAUCCCACCUCGACCUGGUGCUCGAGCACCUCUUGGCGGUGGCUAUGGAAAUCGAGGUUCCAGACCUAAUUCACCUGGACGAUCUGGUGCCGGUGGCGAGGGCCGAGGGGCUCCCGCGUCUGCUGGCAAGGUCAUGCGUCGCAAGCGUACUGACGAGGUCACACAACGGAAUGAGAAGGACGCUAAGAUCCUGCAAAUCAUUGAGCUCUACUGUGGCAGCGGCCUUCCCAAGGGCGCUCUCAAACCACUUGAUCUGACCCAACUGCGGCUGAGUUGCACAGAGAUGAGGAUGAAGGAAAACUCUCUGCCUCCUCCUGGUACCACAGCUUCCGCUAGCUCUACAGCAGCACUGCGGACGUAUGAGAACAUCGACCCUGCUCCUCCUCCCAUGAUGCCACUUCGUCCUCCACCUGUUAUUCUACCCACCUCGGCUUCUGCUCGUAAAAUGAUCCGCACGGCGGAGGUCUGUUUGAGCCGAGUCCACAAUAUGCAACUAACCAGAAAUGAGUGA
Hydatigera taeniaeformis is the source of this 2481-nucleotide messenger RNA. Lineage: Eukaryota; Metazoa; Platyhelminthes; Cestoda; Cyclophyllidea; Taeniidae. The record is from the annotation of a GenBank genome assembly.